Penicillium mononematosum is the source of this 1308-nucleotide messenger RNA. RefSeq names its product F-box protein. Bases 1 to 1308 code for a protein of 435 amino acids. Gene Ontology annotation, molecular function: protein binding. The transcript has a single exon. Lineage: Eukaryota; Fungi; Ascomycota; Eurotiomycetes; Eurotiales; Aspergillaceae. The record is from RefSeq and is a predicted model, not a curated record.
AUGUCCAUUGCAGUCCUGCCCGUGGAAUUGAUCUCAAAGAUAUGUAACCAUUUGGAUUUCCAGCAAUUGGUCGCUCUAAGGUUAUCAUGCCGCGCAUUGUACAAAAACACACUGGAGAAUUUUGCGAAGGCCUUUUACCGAAAAAUCCGUUUCAUUGUGACAAGCGAAAGUCUCAACGAACUGGAAGAACUAUCCAAGUCAAAUGGUCUCCGCGAGCACGUUCAAGAGCUAUGGAUGAUCCCUGUUGUGUUUGAUGGCAUUGAAAAUCUCCCCGGCAUGAUAUCUAUAUCAUCAAAAAGCUGCCGGCAGGUCAAAGGCGACGAGCAGGAAAGUCGGCAUGCUGUCCAAAAAGCCAUGCUUGCGGAUAAUCGCAACCUGCUGGAAUCAGAAGCGUUCAGUGUUCGACUUCGGGAAUGUCUGGAUCGAUUCAAGAACAUCCAAACAAUAGGACUCGCACAUUACAGAACGGAAUUUUUGCUUGAUCCCCGGCAGAAGACAGUUCCAUUCCUCGGAAGACGACGGAUAAUGAGCCGGAUCGAUUUUCGAUUCGAUGUUUACAGCCUAGGAGAGUCUACGCGGACCAACAAGGCCAGCCAGAUACGAAAACUGAACUCCUUGGCAUUAUCAAAGCUUUUUCUUGCGUUAUGUAGCUCAAGCUGCAGACCCCGAAAGCUGCACACCUGUGAUUCUAACUUCUGUGGUGAUAUCGGCCCCAGGAUUGCCUUCUCCAAAGAGCAAUUCGAUUCUCUACUAUCUACUUUAGAAGGCCUAGAGGAUCUUCACUUAUGUAUUGAUCUCAAUGAGGCGGCUUGGCUGAAAUUUUUGAGGAAGCUUGCACCUCAACUGGAAGUACUGAUCUUGUCGCAAGAUCAUAUGUCUUCUUAUCUUGUUCAAGAUGAGAUGCCUGCCUAUCCGGCAAAAAGUUACGUUGGACACAUGUUCCAUGACAUUAGCUUCACUCGACUCCGAAAGCUUCAUAUUCACGAGCUUGAUAUCAAUUUCAGCUCUUUAAGAUCACUAUUACUCGGUGUCAAGAAAAGUCUGGUCACCCUCACAGUUCGACGGGUUACAAUGCGCAGUGAGAAGUCGAGAGCCACAGAGAAUCCUAGAUCGCAACAUGCCGAGUCCCCUGACCGUCAGGAAAGUGAAGCAUCUGUCCGAUAUGCAUCGUCAGCGUCUCAGCUCACUCCACUGGCGGUCAAUCCAAUAUCGUCAUUAUAUCAACCUACAGUGCCAUCACAUAUCCCUACAGUGCCAUCAUUUGACCCAAAUCUGCCAUCAUAUCACCCUACGGUGCCAUCAUUUUGA